AGGCGGUGUUCAGCAGCAGUCUCAGCGCUGGAUUCCGAGCGAGGGAGACGCUCAACCCUGAAAGCUCAGCGGAGGGGAGGCGAGAGAGGCAGCUAAAGAGAGCAGAGCGGGGAAAAAUCAAAUCUAUGCUUGGAACUGGACUUCUUUUUCGCCAAUGCAAAAGGGAAUAUGCAGCACAUUUUUGCCUUCUUCUGCACCGGUUUCCUAGGGGCGGUGUUAGGGGCCAAUUUCCCCAACAACAUCCAGAUAGGGGGGUUAUUUCCUAAUCAGCAGUCCCAGGAACAUGCGGCUUUUAGGUUUGCCUUGUCUCAGCUCACGGAACCCCCCAAGCUCCUUCCCCAGAUCGACAUUGUGAACAUUAGCGACAGCUUUGAGAUGACAUACACCUUCUGCUCGCAGUUCUCCAAGGGCGUCUACGCCAUCUUUGGGUUUUAUGAGAGGAGGACGGUCAACAUGCUCACGUCGUUCUGCGGGGCUCUCCAUGUCUGCUUCAUAACACCAAGCUUCCCAGUUGAAACGUCCAACCAGUUUGUUCUCCAGCUUCGCCCAGAGCUUCAGGAUGCCCUCAUCAGUGUCAUUGAGCACUACAGCUGGCAGAAGUUUGUGUACAUUUAUGAUGCUGACCGAGGGUUGUCAGUCCUGCAGAAAGUUCUGGAUACUGCAGCUGAGAAGAACUGGCAGGUCACAGCUGUCAACAUCCUGACCACAACAGAAGAGGGCUACCGUGUACUCUUCCAGGAGCUGGACAAGAAGAAGGAAAGGCUGGUGGUGGUGGACUGUGAAACUGAGAGGCUGAACAUCAUCCUUAACAAGAUCAUCAAGCUUGAAAAGAAUGGGAAUGGGUACCACUAUAUUCUGGCAAAUUUGGGAUUCAUGGAUAUUGACUUGACAAAAUUCAAGGAGAGUGGUGCCAAUGUAACUGGCUUCCAGUUGGUGAAUUACACAGAUGCUGUUCCUGCCAGGAUCAUGCAGCAGUGGAGGAAUAAUGAUGCCAGGGAGCAUCCUCGUGUGGACUGGAAGAAGCCAAAGUACACCUCAGCCCUCACGUAUGACGGGGUGCGGGUGAUGGCCGAGGCCUUCCAGAACCUGCGGAGGCAGCGGAUCGACAUCUCCCGCCGCGGCAACGCCGGGGACUGCCUUGCCAACCCAGCCGUGCCAUGGGGACAGGGCAUUGACAUCCAGAGAGCACUGCAGCAGGUCCGCUUUGAAGGACUGUCUGGCAACGUUCAGUUCAAUGAGAAGGGACGGAGAACCAACUACACCCUCCAAGUGAUUGAAAUGAAACACGAUGGGAUCAGAAAGAUUGGUUAUUGGAAUGAAGAUGAGAAGUUGGUUCCAGCAGCCAUAGAUACUCAAAGUGGCAAUGAGUCUACAAGUCUCCAGAAUAGGACUUAUAUAGUCACAACUAUCCUAGAAGACCCAUAUGUGAUGCUCAAGAAGAAUGCCAACCAGUUUGAAGGCAAUGAGAGGUAUGAAGGCUACUGCGUGGAGCUCGCUGCUGAGAUCGCAAAGCAUGUUGGCUACCACUACAGGCUGGAGAUUGUCAGGGAUGGGAAGUAUGGAGCCAGGGACCCUGACACCAAAACGUGGAAUGGCAUGGUUGGAGAGCUCGUUUAUGGGAGGGCGGAUGUGGCUGUGGCACCAUUAACCAUCACCCUGGUUCGAGAAGAAGUUAUAGACUUUUCCAAACCGUUUAUGAGUUUAGGUAUAUCUAUCAUGAUAAAAAAACCUCAGAAGUCCAAACCAGGAGUUUUUUCUUUUCUGGAUCCUUUGGCUUAUGAGAUAUGGAUGUGCAUUGUUUUUGCCUACAUUGGAGUGAGCGUUGUCCUUUUCCUGGUGAGUCGCUUCAGCCCCUACGAGUGGCACACUGAGGAGUUUGAAGAAGGACGAGACCAACCAGCCACUGACCAGACAAAUGAGUUUGGGAUAUUCAACAGUCUCUGGUUCUCCUUGGGAGCUUUCAUGCAGCAAGGAUGUGAUAUUUCUCCAAGGUCUCUCUCCGGCCGCAUAGUCGGUGGCGUCUGGUGGUUCUUCACCUUGAUCAUCAUAUCCUCCUACACAGCUAACCUGGCUGCCUUCCUCACUGUGGAAAGGAUGGUUUCUCCCAUCGAGAGUGCAGAGGACUUGGCCAAGCAGACAGAAAUUGCCUAUGGGACCCUGGAAGCUGGCUCCACUAAAGAAUUUUUCAGGCGAUCCAAAAUAGCAGUAUUUGAGAAGAUGUGGACAUACAUGAAGUCAGCUGAACCCUCCGUUUUUGUGAGGACAACUGAAGAGGGGAUGAUCCGGGUGAGGAAGUCGAAAGGGAAGUAUGCCUACCUCUUGGAGUCCACCAUGAAUGAGUACAUCGAGCAGCGGAAGCCCUGUGACACCAUGAAGGUGGGAGGUAACUUGGACUCCAAAGGCUAUGGCAUUGCAACACCAAAGGGGUCUGCACUGAGAGGUCCCGUAAACCUAGCGGUUUUGAAACUCAGUGAGCAAGGCGUCUUAGACAAGCUGAAAAGCAAAUGGUGGUACGAUAAAGGGGAAUGUGGAAGCAAGGACUCCGGAAGUAAGGACAAGACGAGCGCGCUGAGUCUCAGCAAUGUGGCGGGAGUUUUCUAUAUCCUCAUCGGUGGGCUCGGACUAGCCAUGCUGGUUGCCUUAAUCGAGUUUUGUUACAAGUCCAGAAGUGAAUCAAAGCGGAUGAAGGGUUUUUGUUUAAUCCCACAGCAAUCAAUCAACGAAGCCAUACGGACAUCAACCCUUCCCAGACCAGCUGCAGCAGGAGGCAGUGGAGAGAACGGACGUGUGGUCAGCCACGAUUUCCCCAAAUCCAUGCAGACGAUCCCGUGCAUGAGCCACAGCACCGGCAUGUCCCUGGGAGCUACGGGAUUAUAAUUGGCCUUUUGACCCAUUGCCUGGGUGAGAGCAGGGGCAGCCCAACUCCACCCCCUCCAGAGCCAAAACCAAACCCAACACCAAGACAAAUGACAACGACGAAAGGGACAAUUGGCUGGGUCUUCUUGAGGAAAUCAAAUCUAUUUCCCUUUUUAAUUGCAAAUAGAUCCACCGGCAGGAGAACAGAAACAGGUCUGUACUGCAAUAAGGAGAGUAUAAUGGGAUUUAACAGACUCAUGAACCAUCCCUGAUCAAAGAACCACUGGAACACUAAUGAGGACUAUGCCAUUUUGUUUUAACUUGGUUGUUAAUAAGUCUUAGUGUGUGCAAUAUAUAUAUUUU
Chaetura pelagica (chimney swift) is the source of this 3219-nucleotide messenger RNA. RefSeq names its product glutamate receptor, ionotropic, AMPA 1 (gene GRIA1). The record is from RefSeq and is a predicted model, not a curated record. The transcript is spliced from 16 exons. Gene Ontology annotation, molecular function: transmitter-gated monoatomic ion channel activity involved in regulation of postsynaptic membrane potential; AMPA glutamate receptor activity. Gene Ontology annotation, cellular component: plasma membrane; AMPA glutamate receptor complex; postsynaptic membrane. Bases 169 to 2877 code for a protein of 902 amino acids. Gene Ontology annotation, biological process: modulation of chemical synaptic transmission; monoatomic ion transport; synaptic transmission, glutamatergic. Lineage: Eukaryota; Metazoa; Chordata; Aves; Apodiformes; Apodidae.